Messenger RNA from Nicotiana tabacum (common tobacco), 2004 nucleotides. Lineage: Eukaryota; Viridiplantae; Streptophyta; Magnoliopsida; Solanales; Solanaceae. The record is from RefSeq and is a predicted model, not a curated record.
AUGCUGGAUAGCAACAACAGAAUGUUGCAACAACUGAUUGGGUCCACUGGAAAAAUGCAAGAAAGAGUGGACUCAUAUGAAUCAGCGAUAAAGGGUAUUGAGAUUCAGUUAGGGAAAAUCUCUAUGGCUCUAAACAAUCGUCCCCAAGGGACGCUACCUACAGACACACAAGUCAAUCCAAAAGAACAGGGCCCGAAGCAGCUUAUGGUGAUGAGUUUAAGAAAUGGUAGAGAUCUUGAUCUAGAACAAGAAAUUGCUCGCGAAAGCCGACCAACUAAAACAUUUGUGCCAGUACCAAUCAAUAUAGAUGAUUCGACAGGGUUAACAGAGGUGACGGAAAGAAGCGGCCUCCAGCACCCUUCCCCCCAGAGAUUGGCCAAAUAUCAGAAAGAUGAGCAGUAUAAGAAAUUCAUGGAGAUGUUGAAGCAAAUCCAGGUGAACAUCCCAUUGAUUGACGCCUUGAAGGAAAUGCCUGGUUAUGCUAAAAUGAUGAAGGACUUGAUGUUUCGCAUUGGAAGAGCAAGACCCAUAUCCAUGUUACUACAGCUAGCUAACCGAAUGGUGAAGAGGCCCUUAGGUAUACUUGAUAAUGUGCUGGUGCAGGUUGGAAAUGACAUUGCUAACUGCUCUCUGAUAGAGGCUGUGGAUGUGAUAUUGGAGGAGGAAGAUAAGACUCUGAAUGCAAAAGACCCUCUAGCAGCAUGCCUCAUGAACUUAGAAGAAAUGGAUGGUGAGGACUUGGCAAAGUGGGUUUUGGCCAUUGAAGGGCGAGGGUACUGGAAAAUAGAGCUCGAAUUCGAUCCCUUACACUUAGAAGAAAGAAAAACACCUCUAGUUAAGCCAUCAAUUGAAGAGCCACCACAGUUGGAGCUAAAACAGUUACCGUCUCACCUCAAGUAUGCCUUCUUGGGACCUAAAACCACUUUACUUGUUAUUAUCUCAUCCAAUUUGUUAGAUGUGCAGGCAGAACAACUUUUGCAGGUGUUAUUAGAAUGCAAGACUACAAUUGGCUGGACCAUUGCAGAUAUUAAGGGGAUCAACCCGGCAUUUUGUAUGCAUAAGAUUCUACUGGAAGAUGGGUUAGCAUUUGAGGAGCUGAAGAAGAGACUGGUGACAGCACCAAUCAUCGUUGCACCCAACUGGGAGCAACCGUACCUAAUAGAAAAGAAGGAGUCAAAGCCACGCUUGAUCCGUUGGAUUCUUUUGCUACAAGAAUUCGAUUUGGAGAUCCGCGAUAGGAAAGGGGAAGGGAACCAAGUGGCAGACCGCCUUUCAAGGUUGGAGGGAGCUGAAAAGAAAGUAGAGGUAGAAGAUAUAAUUGAGACAUUACCAAAUAAACAAUUGCUAGCAGUGGCAAUGGCUUGCCACGCAUCACCAUAUGGUGGCCAUUUCGGGGGAGUAAGGACAGCUGCGAAAGUGCUGGUGUCGGGAUUCUACUGGUCAACAUUGUUCAAAUAUGCACACUUAUGGGUGAAGGGUUGUGACGAAUGCCAACGAACCGAGAAUAUUUCCCGCCAAUAUGAGAUGCCUAUGAACCCAAUUCAAGAGGUAGAAGUGUUUGACGUAUGGGGAAUCGAUUUCACAGGGCCUUUCGUCAGCUCAUAUGGCAACAAGUACAUACUCGUAGCGGUGGACUACGUGUCAAAAUGGGUGGAGGCUGCAACGCUCCCUACAAAUGAUGCAAAAGGGUUGAAUCUCGACAUAGAAGAGGCGGGUACAAGUAGAGUCAUUGAGUUGCACCAGCUUGAUGAGUUUCGCUACACGUCUUUUAAGAGUGCAAGACUAUAUAAGGAGAGAAUGAAGAUGAUGCACGACAAGAAUAUUAUUGAGCGGAACUUUAAACCUGGAGAUAUGGUAUUGCUGUACAACUCAAGAUUUAGGUUGUUUCCAGGCAAGUUGAAGUCAAGAUGGUCGGGACCAUUUUGUGUGGUAGAGACGCAUCCAACUGGAGCCGUCGAGAUUACUUCGGAAGAUGGCUCCCGCAAGUUCAAAGUUAAUGGAUAA